Camelus dromedarius (Arabian camel) is the source of this 5616-nucleotide messenger RNA. RefSeq names its product zinc finger and SCAN domain containing 16 (gene ZSCAN16). The transcript has 5 exons. The record is from RefSeq and is a predicted model, not a curated record. NCBI's taxonomy places the organism in Eukaryota, Metazoa, Chordata, Mammalia, Artiodactyla, Camelidae. Bases 377 to 1423 code for a protein of 348 amino acids.
GCCGCGGCCACCGAGGCAAGGCUUCCUAGAGCGGACCGGAAGUGCCCUGCCGACAGCGGCCAGGCGCCGAUUGGUCGGUUUGAGUCUAGCCUUUGUUCGGCGGUCCAAAGGACGCCAGUUGUCGCACCUGUUCCUCUCCGUGCCAGACCUGCGAGAGAGGACUUGGGCCGACCUUUUGGAAGAACGGAAAGGGGAACACUGGUUGCGAGUGGUUCUGUGAGGGCAUCCACCUAACCCUCUUCCUGAGUUGGAGCAUAUACCUCACAACUGCAGAAUCCUAGGGACCCGUACAUCUCAGAGUUUUCUCUGAGACAAGAUUCUAAAACAUCUGAAUCAGUCCCAGAUACAGGAUUCAUCACCUGAAAAACAGCCCAGAAUGGCCACCUCCCCGGAACCUGAGGAACAAGAAGGACUCCUACUAUUUAAGGCAGAAGACCAUCACUGGGGACAGGACUCCACCUCACAAAAGUAUAGUCCUCACAGAAGGGAACUCUUCAGGCAGCACUUUAGGAAGCUCUGCUAUCAGGAUGCACCUGGGCCCCGUGAAGCUCUCACCCAGCUCUGGGAACUUUGCCGCAAGUGGCUGAGGCCAGAAUGCCACACAAAGGAGCAGAUUUUAGACUUGCUGGUGCUUGAACAGUUCCUGAGCAUUCUUCCUAGAGACCUGCAAGCAUGGGUGCAGGCGCACCAUCCAGAGACUGGAGAGGAGGCAGUGACUGUGCUGGAGGAUCUGGAGAGAGAGCUGGAUGAACCUCGAAAGCAGGUCCCAGCCAAUUCAGAAAAACAGGACACACUUUUGGACAAGUUGGCCCCCUUGAGAAGGCCACAUGAGUCACUGACUAUCCAGGUCCAUCCCAAGAAGAUGCAGCAGGAGCAGGAAUCUGGAGAGUCCCAAAGGAAUGGUGAUCAAACCAGGGCUAAGAAUGAAGAGUUGUCCCAGAAGGAAGAUAUACCAAAAGACAUGGAAUUCCUUGGGAAAAUAAACGACAGACUUAACAAAGACAUUCCUCAGUAUCCUGAAUCCAAAGAUGCUAUUGAAAGUGAGGGCAGAUUCGAGUGGCAACGGAGGGAAAGACGAUGCUAUAAAUGUGAUGACUGUGGAAAAAGUUUCAGUCAUAGCUCAGACCUUAGUAAACACAGGAGAACUCACACUGGAGAGAAGCCCUAUAAAUGUGAUGAAUGUGGAAAAGCCUUCGUUCAACGCUCACAUCUCAUUGGACAUCACAGAGUACACACUGGAGUUAAACCCUAUAAAUGUAAAGAAUGUGGAAAAGAUUUUAGUGGGCGCACAGGUCUUAUUCAGCACCAGAGAAUCCACACAGGUGAAAAACCCUACGAAUGUGAUGAGUGUGGGAGGCCCUUCCGCGUAAGUUCAGCCCUUAUUAGACAUCAAAGAAUUCAUACAGCAAAUAAGCUCUACUAAUAUAGUGGAAGUAACAAAAGUUCUUUAGAUACUCAGGCCUAACUAGUUAUCAGAGAAAUCUACCUUGGAGACCCAGUAUCCUGAAUGUAGGCAAAGCUUCAAUCAUCACUAAAAAUUUCUUUGGCACCAGAGAAUCUACCUAAGUAGAAUUUCCUUUUAUUUCUAAAUUAGUUCAGUUUCUUGGGAAGAACUAAGAAUUCUUUCAGAAAGCCUUGUCCAUUGCCAGCAUUGCUCACUUGCAGCCCAAGAUAACCAUGUUUCCUGGUUGAAAGACGUGAAUUCUACCUCUUGGCUCUGGUUCCGCUUUACUUGAACAUUCAGUGUAUGACUGUAGGCACAAUAUUAAGAUUUCUGCCUUCAUUUUCCCCUUCUGGCCCACCAGGUAUGUUGUGUUAAGUUAAAACAGGUGAAAACUGCUUUUGAAAUUAAGAGCAAAAACAAUAUAUUUCCCCUCCAUCAUUACUGAUAUAAUAAUGGCCUAAAUAUAAUGGCCUAAAUUAACUCAAGUGAAAUGGAAAAUUCAGUUCCUCAGUGACAUUCACCACAUUUCAACUACUCAAUAGCCACGUGUGGCUAACAGCUACUGUAAUGGACAGCACAGAUGGAGACCAUUUUUAUCACUGCAGAAAGUUCUAAAGGACAUUGCUGGUCACAUUAGUUCCUGGUAAGGUACCUUCCAGCUGUGAUAUUAUGUGAUUCUGAGUUCAGGAAGGUAGCAUAAGAGGUAAGUUGAGGAGGCUGCAAUGACAACAGGAGAUAAAAUACAAACAUCCUAAAAGGAAAUAAUUUAGUAAUAAUAACUUUGUGACACUUUUUCAGCCUUAAAAAGAGAGUAUGUUGUAAUAGGAGGAACAUGAUUAUUAAGUAAAUACAAUAGCCUAAUAAUCUAAAUUGAAAGCUUAAAUAACUACCUCAUCUUUAAAAAGACUGUAAUUACCACAGUAGCAUCCCUUGUCAGUUACCCUGUACUAAUGAGAAGGUGGGACUCUCAGGACACCAAUACUUUAAGAUAUUCAGAUUUUUAAUAAGGUGAACAAACUUUUUUCUUUUUGGCUUUGGAAUGUAUUAGCAUUUCAUGUACGUAUUUGCAACAGUUUUAAAAUCCCUAUUUUGAGAAUUUUAUUGCAUGACAGGAAUUGUGGCCAAAGGCCAACACAUUCAAAUUUACAGUAUAGUCAAACUGCCACAAACCACUGAUUCUAGGAAUAGCCGUCACCAGAAUGAUCAGGAAGUGAUCUCAUCUCUCACUGAAGACACUGAUUACACUUACUUGCUUUUGCAUUGUGUUUGAGAGUAGGAAAACCACCAGAAUCAUUUUGUAUCUACUACUGUUGGAAGAUGAAUCUUAAAUCAUUCCUCUUAACACCAUAAAGAUAAACUGAGCUUUUAUGUUUUUUGAAAAUAACACUCUUUUUAAAAAAAAAAUGUAAAGUUUACUUUGUAUGUAUACAUCGAUACAGACUUUUUAAAACAUCAAGUUUCUCACUAAUACUUGUUUUUCAUUUAUUUGAGCAAUAUUUAAAAGCAUUUGAAACAGGAUUUUCUUUUUUACUGGCCAUAAAGAGAAAAGUAAAGUCUUAAAUGUUUAGUAUUACAGACAUCCUUAUAUGAAAAAGUUAGGUUCUUACUGAAUGAUGGCUUUUUCCCCCUUUACCUUUAGUCUUGCUGAAAAGCACUGUCAUGCAUAGAAGAUGUUCACAGUCUUUAAAGGAGAUAUUCAUGUUUCUGAUCUUAUCUUUGAAUUUAGAAAGUCUUUUGCAAUGGUAAGAAAGAUAAUCUUGGCUACCUCAAGAUUAAUUUUCCUAAAAUUGGUAAAGACGAUGACAGACAUUUUCCUCUAACAUACUCUGUAUGCUAGAACAUUCUAUUUAGAUAGUAGUUUUAAAAAUUUUUUAUUGCAAUUUCUUUUUUUAAUAUAUUUUUAUUGUAGAUAGUAGUUUUGAAUACUUGUUAUGUACAAAGAAUUGUUCUAGGCUUAGAGUUGUACACCCUCAAAAUCUGAGUGAAGAGUAAUUUGGAGCACUGAGACCACACUACCCUUUUUAGUCUGGUGUUGAUUCCAAAUUGCCACCAGUGUCUGCCAUCCGAUCCUGAACAGAGAGGCAAUGAUAAGAGAUAAGUACAGAAAGAUUUGAGGCCAGAGACAGCCUGGGUGAUUGUGGCAAGAGAAGAAAGUCCAUUGGGACCUAGGAUAACUGCUGGCAUAAGGCAAAGGAGGCUUGAGGUUAAAGGAGAUCUAAGUAGUUGUUAGUACUAUGAAGGAUUAGGCAGUGUCCUAGUGAGUCUGUAGAAACUCACAGGGGAAAAAAUAUGGUGAGGAUGCAACCAUUUGGAAAGAAGAGCUUUGAGUUCAAUCACAGCCACAGUUACUGGAGAGAAAUAUGUUAGACACUAUCAGAACCGCUGGGUUCUAGCAGAGCGCUGUCCUGGAAUGAUGGCACCUGCUCUAAAGAACCCUGAACAUGGAAGGCAGUUUCUCAAAUAGCUGUGUCAGAAACACGUGUAGCACCUCCCAUCUUUUUUGAAGGGAGUUUUCUUUUCUGUCUUUUUUUUUUUUUUUUUUUUUGAAGGAAGCAAGGACUUGUAGUUUUUAUGAACUAAUAAAACAUAAUGAUUUUAAGCGGCACCAAAAGGGAGUACCGGGGCAGCUCUUUAGGACACCUACGGGGGAUGGAGGUAAACUGGUGAUUCUGAGUGAGGACCCAGCAGCUAUGAAGGGAGGAAAUAGAUGAGAGUUGGGGUAGGAGGGGACGUUGUAGGUCUGCAUGGGCAUUGGUGAAGAGGGGUAAACGAGAGGAGAAAGAUGGAACAAAAAGCGAAUAAUAAAAGGAACAAGGGUACAGGGAAGGGAACAAAGAUAAAAUAAGAGAUGGUGAUAGGGAAAGAGAAAAGAGUGACAAGUAAUUCUAAUGUUAACAUCAAUUAUAUUUGAGACAGUGGGUCACAGGACACAAGCCAUACAAAAGUGAAUGGAUCAGCCUAUCCUGAGGUCAUGGAGUCCUGUGUGCACAGCACAUGCUAUUUGUUAUCUUUAUUGAAUGGGUCUACAAUCUCAUCCUGAGCAUGAAAUUGAUUCGUUGUGGUUUCAUCAAAAAGUUCAUCAACAGUGAAAACACUAGAAACUGAAAUGCUUCAGAACAACCUGUUCUCCUCUUAGUAAUAUCACAAGGCAGUUAGACUAAGUUCUGAAAGAAUAGUUCUCUCAGUCUUUCUUACUCAAAUCCUUUAGAGCAAGGUGUCUCAACCUUGGUUUUAUUGACAUUUUGAGCAAGACAAUUCAUUGUUGUAGGGGGCUGUCCCUCUGCAUUGUGGGAUGUUUAGCAGUAUCCCUGGCCUCUACCCAGUAGAUGCAACCAGCACCCUAACUUAUGACAAGCACAAAUUUCUCAAGAGGUGUAAAUGCUCCCUGAGAGGCAAAAUCUACACUCACCCCUCCCCGAGUUAAGAACCACUGUUCUAUAGGAACAUAAUCUGGUUUUCAUGACUGUUCCAUAUCAUAUAUAAGAAGAUUCUUACUUGGGAACGUUAUAUGACCAGCACUGCUAGACCCUUUUACUACCCCACAAAAUGAUUCCCAAAGUACCUAAAAUCUAUGCAGCAAUCAUGCUAAAGAAGUAGCCUACUUACAGAAGCCGUAACUUAACUCUUCAGAACCAGAAGAAUCUGUCAAAUAAAGAGCUUACAUUGCAUUUUAGGCCUUCCUCUUCCUUCCAUACCAUAUUUCUGGUGCUUAUACCUCUUCUUUGCCCCUUGACCCAACCACAAACACUUUAUUCUUGAUCUAGAUCUGCUCCGUCCAAUACAUUAGCCACUAGGUACAUGUCGCUUUCAAGCACUUGAAAUGUGGCUAUGCAACUGAGGAACUAAAUUUUUUUGUUUGUUUCAUAUUUAUUAAUUUAAAUUUAAAAACUGAUACUCAGUUCAGUUAUUGGAAAAUCUUUGAGUAUGUUUGGAGUAACUGAGUAUGUGAAUCUAUUUUUUCCAUUUAAAAUUUUAUGUAAUCUCAAUAUAGAUUAAGUAUUUCCAAUGAAAAUUUAAUAACUGAAUUGAAAUGUGCAAUAAGUAUAAACAAUUGCUUUCAAAGAGGUAGUAUGAAAAAAGGAAUGUAAAAUAUUUUACUAAGUUUUAUAUUGAUUAGAUUUUAAAGUAAUAUUUUGGAUAUACUGGCUUAAAAUAUAUUAAAAUUAAUUUCA